AUGAAGGAGCCGGAAUUGGAAAUGACCAUGAACGGAUCGGAACAGGAACCGAGCAUGAAGGAACAGAAACAGGAACCGAAACGGAGAAAAAUUGACUUUUAUUUAAAAAAGUAUCAAUCGUCAAAGCCGCAGUUGUAUUCUGUUAGUAUUUUCCGCAAGAACCAAGAGGGAAUUAUACACAUAACUGAUGCCUUAUAUUAUUUGUACACAGCGCCUUUGUCAGUGUUCUCUUUUACCUUGCUGCACUAUGUGAUUCUCAUUAUAUGCUUCUCUUACUUCAUCAUCGUCGACCUGAAUGAGGAAGCUUCCUUCAAGGAGUACAUAAUCUGGGGCUGGGUCCUCACAAUGUCCUUUGAGGAAACGAGAGAGUGUGUCAAGAUUAUAACGCCUGAUGGGCUCUGGGGUCGAAUAAAAUAUUGGUUUGGAUCACAGUGGAGUCAGUUUGACUGGGUCUUAAAAAUUUGUUUAAUCACGACUAUUGCGAUGAGAUAUAAGCUUUCAGGAAAUGACUUUCAGUAUGUCCGCUUCGUAUACAGCAAAAACACAUAA
This is a messenger RNA of Dreissena polymorpha, 549 nucleotides long. RefSeq lists its product as uncharacterized. The transcript has 4 exons. The coding region runs from base 1 to 549 and encodes 182 amino acids. Lineage: Eukaryota; Metazoa; Mollusca; Bivalvia; Myida; Dreissenidae. Gene Ontology annotation, biological process: calcium ion transmembrane transport. Gene Ontology annotation, molecular function: ligand-gated calcium channel activity. The record is from RefSeq and is a predicted model, not a curated record.